GACAUAAGUGAAUAAUGAAUUGUGCAAUGUGCAUGGUGGCUGGGCAUAUCAAUGUCUAUGUGGUUUCAGUUUCAGCUGAGUUCAAAGUUCAAGUGGCUGUGACAGGCAACUGUUCCCACCAGCCAGUAGUCGCCAAUUAGUUACAACCAUACCUACGAGCAGUCUUGCAAGUUGAAGCCCCUCACAGCCUCAGUGAUGGGUAUCGACAGUAACCGAUUCGAGGGGCCGGUGGAUGAAGAGCUCAUCUGUCCCAUCUGUUCGUCGGUCCUCGAGGACCCCGUUCAGGCUCCGGCAUGCGAGCACGCCUUCUGCCGGGGCUGCAUCACCGAGUGGUUGUCACGGCAGCAGAUUUGUCCCGUGGACCGGCAGGAGAUCACGGCCGCCCAGCUGAAACCGGUGCCGCGCAUACUGCGCAACCUGCUCGCCAGGCUGCUGAUCGUGUGCGACAACCAGCAGUACGGCUGUACGGUGGUCAUCAACCUCGAUCGGCUGGAGAGCCACCUCAAGGAGUGCGAACACAACCCCAAGCGGCCCGUCCAGUGCGAACAGGGCUGCGGCAUGGUCGUGCCCAUGGACGAGGUCAAGGAGCACAACUGUGUGCGCGAGCUGCGGGCGCUUGUGGAGCGACAGAACGAGACAGUGGCCACCCUGCAGCAGGAGCUGGCCGACAACAAGUUUCAGAUCGGCCAGCUCAACCGCGAGCUCAACCUCGUCAAGGAGUUUAUGCACGCGAUGCGUGGCAGCGACCCGCGUAUGCGCACCCUGGCUGACCGUAUGGAGCAGGACGAGGUGGUCCGGUGGUCGGCGUCCCUGCCACGCGCCCGGGUCACCCGCUGGGGAGGCAUGAUCUCCACACCAGACGCGGUCCUUAAGGUGGUGAUCCAGCGGGCGCUGUGCGAGUCCGGCUCUCCGCCGCACAUUAUCGAGGACCUGAUGGACAACUCGCACGAACGACGCUGGCCCACCGGUCUGUCUACACUGGAGACGCGCCAGGCGAACCGGCGUCACUACGAAAACUACGUGUGCCGCCGCAUUCCCGGCAAGCAGGCCGUCAUCGUGAUGGCCUGCGAGAACCAGCACAUGAACGAGGACAUGAUCCUCGAGCCCGGUCUGGUGCUCAUCUUCGCGCACGGCGUGGAGACGGACGCCAACUUCCAGCCACCGGCCUGAGAGGGCCAAGAGCGAGCGGUCUGAAACGGCUCGGGCGAGCCGGUAUGUGGUGAUACAUGCUGCCAAGGGACAGACGACCCGCUCGUGUGUGGACUGGUAAGUCGAGGGGCACUGCGGCGGGGAGGAGUCAGGACUCCAGUGGCGCUGGAGGUGGCCCUGUGACCGGCCAGGUGUCCAAAGGUAGAGCAGCUACUGGUGCCGGUCGGUGGUAGGGAAGGAGUGGCCAGUGCGAUUGGUCAGUCUGGAACUCUGUCGACGAACUGUGGGCCACCACCGAUAUCGGUGUGGUACUCAACUGAGGGAGUCAAGAGGUCGGCAUCUUAAGUCCCUACUGAUAAACGAGUGUCGCCCGUCCCCGGUCUGCGGACUACUGAAUAUGGUCGAAACGCUGAUCUGAGACCUCUCCAGCCGGAGGCCUGACAGACCGAGUGCACCGGUGAUGGUCAUUGUCGGGCGGCCGCUGGUCCUCUCUACACUACAGUAAAGGGCACUGUUGCGGGACUUAUCAUGCAUGCUCUGUGCUUCCGGCUCCUAACGGCUAGAUACAGCUGCUGGAGCCACCCCACUGCUGGUGUUAAGCUGCCCUGCUGGUGUUCCUGCGUUGAACUAUCUCCCUUCUGAUUUUGCCACCUGCCGUCGCCGUCCAAAGGCAGAGCCCGACCGGAUCGCCUCUCUCUCUUGGACGCUAUUCAGUCAUUCUCACCGUGGAUCUACCCCUCUGGGCCCCAACGUCAGGCACGUCAGGGCCACGUGGUUAUAAAUGUUGAACUGAUGGUGAACUUACCGGCUACAACUGACCGCCUGUUAGAGUGGGGGGGGGGGGCAAACGGUAUCAGGUGCAUAAUUGUGCUGUCUUAGUAACUGCCGCAGACUGGUUGUGUUAAAUGUUCUAACGUCUGAUGAUGACGUCCUACUGACGCCACACCGUGUCGCCGUCGUAGUGAGUUGAGCUGCCAGGAUCUGCGCUAUUGUGUGACUGUGACGUCACACUAUGUUAGUGAGCUGCGCUGUAUUUGAGAGGCCGUUCGGUGUAACUGUCGGUGACGGUGCAGCCAGGGUCGGUCGGCUAGGUGUCCGGGCAACCAGGUCCAGCUAUCACAGCCUUCUAGGGUGGGAUAGAGGUGAAGUCGCUGCCUGAAGGCCUGCCUAGCCGCUGUAUGUCCACUCAGACCGUCUAACACCCUGGACACCCAGUACACCCUCCGGCCGGGUCUGGUCGCACCGCGCCGCGCUGUAAGGUCUUCCCUUCUGUGAUAUAUUGAUCUGAGAGAGAGCAGCUAUCGCCGCUGUGCAGGGGUGCCGGCCGGCUCGCACUGUUCACAUUCCUGAGCGGUCGGCCCGGCUCGGCGGCGAGCCCGAGUGUCUGGUCUUGGGGGGUGAAACUGUGACAGUAUGAGGCGGGAUCAUGCGACUGUGGAAGGGGUCCUGUGAAUGUGGAAGGGGCCCGUGCAUGUGAAAGAUGUACUGUGACUGGCAGAGUUCAUGUGACCGUCUGUAAAUGAGGUGUACUAUGAUUGAAUGACUCGAGCGCUCCGUAAGUUUUAUCGCAGUUCCGCUGUUGUAUCAUUUUUGUUUGUUGCCUUUUUAUGAUCAUUUCAUGUGCGAAUAAAUGACAAUAUGUUUUAAA
This is a messenger RNA of Amphibalanus amphitrite, 2797 nucleotides long. Its product is annotated as E3 ubiquitin-protein ligase NRDP1-like. The transcript is spliced from 9 exons. Gene Ontology annotation, biological process: protein K63-linked ubiquitination; positive regulation of JNK cascade; tumor necrosis factor-mediated signaling pathway. The record is from RefSeq and is a predicted model, not a curated record. Lineage: Eukaryota; Metazoa; Arthropoda; Thecostraca; Balanomorpha; Balanidae. Bases 196 to 1170 code for a protein of 324 amino acids. Gene Ontology annotation, molecular function: ubiquitin protein ligase activity; metal ion binding. Gene Ontology annotation, cellular component: plasma membrane signaling receptor complex.